Molecule: messenger RNA, 3387 nt
Organism: Nomia melanderi (Alkali bee)
Lineage: Eukaryota; Metazoa; Arthropoda; Insecta; Hymenoptera; Halictidae
Product: lachesin
Cellular component (GO): neuron projection
Source: RefSeq, a predicted model, not a curated record
GUGGAGGUGAAAGCAGGAGCAUACUCCGUACACCGAGGAUUUCCAGGCAGCAGACAGUCUACGGCCCGGGACAGAGGGACCAGGACCAGCCUCGGGAAGGAGAGCUUGUCGUGGACCCUCUUCCUCUUCCUUAUUAAUACGUGCGAGUCAACGCAUUUUCGAGUGUUUUCGUGGCCUUGACGGCUCACGAGAUUUUCACACCCUUCGCGAAGGAUACGGGAAGACGUUCCUUUUUUUUUUCGAUCGCGAUUUCGCGCGAUCGACCGCGGGACCUUGCUAAUUCCAGUGCCGGAGUUUCGAUAACCGAUUCCACUUGUGUGAACGUGGACGUUUGCCGGCCGUGUAUAUCCGUGAGGGUUCAACAGUCAGUGGUAAAGGUGAGAAGAGCACGAAACGGAAGAAGUGGAGAUGAGAGCAGUCGUUCGGCCGGGGACUGCUCGGAGCACGUGCCUCGCACGCAGAAGGCGCUCCGAGCGGCAUCAGGUGCGCUAAUCGGGGACCGAUCUACGAAACAAAGUGAGACGAAUAAUAGAACGUUGCUCUACGAAUCGCUCGUGCGAAUCGCCGUACUCUUUUAAGCCUAGCGUCGUCUUGCUCGGACCGGGUUGUUCGUUUUUCGGGACUACUGAUCAGCAGGAAUGACAGGACGUGUCGUUAACGUGUCAAGAACGAUCUCGAUGAUCGCUUUGCUGACGUUUCUUUUGAUGUUUGUCGGGAUCGACGGUAUGGGACAGGCGAGUAGACACAAUGCUGACCACGCGAUGUUUCAUCAAGAAGUCUCGAAACAAGCGGGUGUCAGUAGCCGACACAAUCCACAGGAUACUAACUAUCCAAGCGUCACCACAGGACCAGUAUUCGUCGCUCCAGUUGGAAACCAAACAGCAGCUAUUGGCCGUGAAGUCGUUUUUUCCUGCAGCGUACGCAACAUAGGGAAGUACAAGGUUGGCUGGCUACGUGCCUCGGACCAGACGAUUCUCUCGGUCAACACGAGGACGGUAACGCAUAAUGCACGUAUCACGGUCUCGUACGAGACCGGCGGAAGUUCCGGGUCCGGCGCAGUAUCCGGUAACGCCUUUGGGGUGACAGGAAGUAGCCAAGCCACGGAGGAAGUCGUCAACGGCACGUGGCGGCUUCAUAUUCGUCAACUGAAGGAGACGGAUAGGGAUUGUUACAUGUGCCAGAUUAACACCAGCCCGAUGAUAUCCCAGCUCGGAUGUUUAGAUAUUCUAGUGCCACCAGAUAUCGUUUAUGGGGACGAUACCAGCGCCGACUUCGCAGUUUCGGAGGGUGACAACGCGACUCUAAGCUGCCGUGCGACGGGAAGACCGACCCCGAGAGUGUCCUGGAAAAGGGAAGACGGAGAACCCAUUCUUAUAAGGGCCUCUUCAGUCGGUGGCAGCACUUUCGAGAGGCACGAGACCUACAACGGUUCCCUGCUGCAAUUCCAUCGUGUCGAGAGGCGACAAAUGGGGGUGUAUCUCUGCAUCGCCAGCAACGACGUGCCGCCCGCCGUUAGCAAGCGAGUGACACUCGCCGUGAAUUUUGUACCUGUCGUCAAAGCACCUAAUCAGCUUUUGGGAGCACCUUUGGCUACAAACGUGCAAUUGGAAUGCUACGUCGAGGCAUAUCCAAAUACAAUAAAUUACUGGAUGAAGAACCGGCAGGGGUCAGGGGACGAAAUGUUGAUCGAGGGACACAAGUACAGCGUACGAGAAGAACGAUCUGGAUACACAGUUUUGAUGUCGCUAUUAAUCAAAGACUUCACUGGGGAGGACGUGGGCAGCUACAGAUGCGUGUCGACGAACAGUCUUGGCAAGGCCGAUGGCAUUUUAAGGCUAUACGAAAUUAAAAUGGGCUUUGAUAGGACGUCACGUGGGAAAGAUCAUGUAUCAAUUAUCGGUGGUUUAGCCGAAGCUGCACAAAGCUCAGGCGCUAAUAGCGGCAGCAGAAGGUUCUUCGGAUAUAGCAACAAAUUAUCACAUCUCUUGUCCACAUUUCUUUUUAUACCGGUAUUCCUGUGGCCACGGUGAAGAAGGCAUCCGUUGCUGGUACUGUUAAACCGAGUGCUGGAUAACUUUGUGCCAAAGGACAAGAAAAAUGCAUGAAUGCUUGUGUAUGUAUGCGUGCGUGUGGUCUCAAACAACUCAGAAGUUGUCUCAGUGUGUGCAAAAUUAUAAAAACAUGUGCGCAAGAGAAAAAGAGCGUUCUCUCUGAAAAGGAGAAUAAGUAAUGCAUUGGAUGUACGUGUGCAUGAAGAAAAGCAGCGAAUUAAUGAAAAAAAAAAGAAAGAAAUAAAUAAAUUGGAGGCUCGCGUUCUCUACAUCUUCCUACUACCCUUUCCUAUUCCCGAGUGUUAAAAACGUUUUUAGAACAAUAAAUGUUGUCAAUGUAUGCGUCCAGUUAGAUUCGCAAUCCGUGUCGUUGGAACACCUAUGACGGAUCGGCGGGUUUUUGAAAAGACGCGCCGCAUGACGAAAUGACAAGAAACGUGCAAGCAGCUUGGCCCUUCCUAAUGAUGCUUAACAAGUCGUCAAUAAUAUUCAUAAGUUACAAUCAUUUUGUCAUUGGUAUCUGCAUUACAGGCGUUAGACAGGGAACUCGGUGUUUCGAAAUAAAACUAUGAGAUCAAACGUUGUACACUACCAGCCGCUAAUAAUUAAUACGCCCUUCUUUUCUAUUCCUUCUUGUACGUUGAAACCACUGAAUAUUAACCUUCGCAAUCCUAGCGGUUCUAAUGACCGCUCGAACGACAAAAAUUGCGUCCACUCGGACCUCCAUAUUGUAAAUUAUACAUAUUUACAUAAUAUAAUACAUAUUGUUUGAUUUAAAAUAUUUCAUAUUUCGCACUGACUUAUUUCAGAAAUAAGAAAAUCCUACUUGUUUAUCUUAAUCAUAAGAAUCUUUUUGUUAAAGUAAUGCGUAACGUCUCACAUGCGAAUUUUAUGACAGUUACAUUCAAUUGGAUUCAAAUCGACACACACGCAUCGUUCUGCGAAGAUUAAUGUUUUGGGCUAAAUAAAAUAUUUAUGAUAUAAAAUUCGUAAGUUUUUAACUAAUUUAGAUUAUUCGCCUAAUACUAUAAAUGGUAAAGUUAUCAAAAAAUAACUUCUUUAACAAUUUGACUGAUAUUUGGAUACGCUAUAAAAAUCAACGUCUUGAACAAUUUUUUUCUGUAAGGGGAAUUUCUCUAAUGCCGGGCACUAACGUUUACUAUAAUACUAGUAGCUUAAUGGAAAAAUUCUGACUUAAGUAAGAUUGGAAAGAAUGAAAUAAAAAAUUUUCUAGCUAUAGAGAAUAUUAACUCAUUUUUUUAAUGAGGGCAUCCGAGAAAAAGGUUCUUUAUCGUAAACAAUGAAAACGCAUUGAAUCACAUCAUUUGAAAAAUUG